This is a messenger RNA of Sphaeramia orbicularis (orbiculate cardinalfish), 1010 nucleotides long. RefSeq names its product NPHS2 stomatin family member, podocin (gene nphs2). Gene Ontology annotation, cellular component: plasma membrane. The transcript is spliced from 7 exons. Bases 57 to 1010 code for a protein of 317 amino acids. The record is from RefSeq and is a predicted model, not a curated record. Lineage: Eukaryota; Metazoa; Chordata; Actinopteri; Kurtiformes; Apogonidae.
GGAGCCACCACCAAAGGGCCCCCAAAGCAGCCCGGGUCCCCAGGCCGUCAUCGAAAAUGAAGAUGAAGGAGGAGAAGAAGGAGCAGGAGACGGAGGUGAAGGUGAAGGUCAGGUCGACCGUGGUGGACAUCGACAGUGUGAGAAAGGAGGAGGUGAAGGAGGAGAACCUGGGUCUGCUGGAGGCAGCUGAACAGGAGGACGGUCUAAAGCGUAAGAACCUGAAUGUGUUGGAGUGGCUGCUGAUGGUCUUGGUCCUGGCUCUGGUUCUCCUCUUCCUCCCUCUGUCCAUCUGGUUUUGUGUCAAAGUGGUGAGGGAGCAUGAGCGGGCGGUGGUCUUCAGACUGGGUCAUCUACUGAGGGGAAAACCCAGAGGACCAGGCCUCCUGUUCUACCUCCCCAUACUCGAUGUGUGUCACAUAGUCGACAUCCGGCUGAAAAUGCUGAAGGUUCCUCCUCAUACGGUGGUGACAAAGGACUUGGCGAGGCCGGAGCUGAGCGCUGUGUGUUACUACCAGAUAGAGAACGUGGCUCUGUGCAGCGCAGCCCUGUCCGGUCUGACCCCGGUCCUGCAGACCCUGGUCCAGGCGGCCGUCAGAGACGUCGCCGCCCAGCACACCUUUAACCACAUCCUGCUGCACCGGAGGAGGAUGGGUCAGCAGAUACACACCGCUGUGGACGCCGUGGCCUGUCGCUGGGGCAUCAGGGUGGAGAGGGCCGACAUAGACGAACUCAGUUUUCCUGCAGAGUUCCAUCACAGACUCUCUGCUGAGGCUGAGGCCAAAAAAGCAGCAGCAGUCCUUCAGGUAAAAGCAGCAGAAGGAGAGCGAGACGCCUGGGAGGGUUUCAGAGCCUCCCUCCGACUCCUCCAUCCUGCCCUGGUCCUGCCUCUGACCCCUGACCUGCUGAAUUUGACCCCUGACCUUUCAUCCCUCCCACCGCCUCCUCCGCCUGAUGAGGAAGGAGAAGACAGAGCGUCGGAGAAGACGGGGAAAGAUUCUCCGAUGAUGUGA